Molecule: messenger RNA, 2518 nt
Organism: Mollisia scopiformis
Lineage: Eukaryota; Fungi; Ascomycota; Leotiomycetes; Helotiales; Mollisiaceae
Exons: 4
Coding region: 266-2251 (661 amino acids)
Biological process (GO): actin cytoskeleton organization; muscle cell development
Cellular component (GO): cell junction; Z disc; plasma membrane
Molecular function (GO): actin filament binding; calcium ion binding
Source: RefSeq, a predicted model, not a curated record
CAACAACAGCGCUUUGGCUUGUCCACCAUCACCACCAUCAAGUAUCAAAGGACGUCGCAAUCGCUCAUCGCUACAAAGAGAGGCAAAUAGGUCAAGGCAAUUCACGAGUCGUUUGCAAAGAAGCGCAACUACCACCGAAAAUACCAGUGACAGUGAUCUACUAGGGAGGAGACGCGGACGAGGCUUUCGAAGACAGACGACAAGUUUACCUGUGGAUCACGGAUUAAAAGCAAUCGAGCCGCCGCAUGAGCAAGCACUCACCAAGAUGGCGUUUGCAGAGCAGCAGAAAUGGAUCACAGUCCAGCAAAAGACAUUCACAAAAUGGCUGAACACCAAGAUCGAACCACGAGAACUAGCAGUCGUGGAUCUUGUAAAAGAUCUGAGCGAUGGAGUUAUUCUUAUCCACCUCCUCGAAUGCCUCUCGAACGAGUCCCUCGGCCGCUAUGCAGCGAAGCCAAAGUUACGAGUGCAGCGAUUUGAGAAUGCCAAUCUAUCUUUGGACUUCAUAAAGUCGAGGGGUAUUCAGAUGACGAACAUUGGAGCAGAGGAUGUCGUGGAUGGUAACCGGAAGAUCAUAUUGGGUCUCAUCUGGACCCUAAUCUUGCGAUUCACCAUUUCCGAUAUCAAUGAGGAGGGCAUGACUGCAAAAGAGGGUCUGCUACUCUGGUGUCAAAGGAAAACAGCUUGCUACGAGGAGGUCGAUGUACGAAACUUCACAGACAGCUGGAAUGACGGCCUCGCGUUCUGCGCCUUGUUGGAUAUUCAUCGUCCGGAUCUAAUCGAUUACGAUGCUUUGGAUAAAAACGACCACCGUGGUAACAUGCAAUUGGCUUUUGACAUCGCUAGCAAGGAGAUCGGUAUACCUGAUUUAUUGGAUGUGGAGGAUGUGUGCGAUGUUGCUAAGCCCGACGAACGAAGUUUGAUGACAUACAUAGCCUAUUGGUUUCACGCAUUCUCGCAGAUGGAGAAAGUUGAGAAUGCAGGACGGAGGGUGGAGAAGUUCGUCAACAACAUGCAGGGUGCUUGGGAGAUGCAGAGCGCAUAUGAGAGAAGGAUGCGAGCUCUGUUGAAGAAUGUUCAGGAGCAGGUUGUAUUCUGGCAACAAGCAAAGUUCGAAGGAACUUAUGUUGAUGCGAAAAGGCAAGCAACGGAAUUCAGUGCCUACAAGAGGGGGAAGAAAAGGGAAUGGGUUGCAGAGAAGAGCGAUUUGGCUGCACUGCUCGGGAAUAUCAAGACGAAAAUGAGCACUUACCGGUUGAGACCAUACGAGCCUCCAGCGGAGUUGAGGCUAUCCGUUUUGGACGACGAGUGGUCGAAGUUAAUGAAGUCGGAGAUGGCUAGAGGUCAGCUCAUCAACGAGACAAUCAGAGAUAUCAAAAAUGCUCUUCGCAAGUCUUUUGCAGACAAGGCCAAUGACUUUGCGCUCGCUCUUAAUACUAUGCAAUUAGCAAUCUCCGGGCUCGAAGGCGAUGUUGAGGACCAAUUGACCCAUGUUCGCCGAUUGAAUGAGAACCUGGAACCUAUGAAUCAAUAUCUUAAGAAGAUCGAGGAAGUUGAUCAAAAGUGCGAGGAAGCGAACAUCGAAGAGAACGAUUUCACAACUUAUACUUACGAUGAAUUAUGUUACGAACUUAGCCUGGUCAAGAAUUCAGUCUCCAAAAAACUCGCGUUCCUGGACAACCAAGUUGUGGCACGGAACAUGACCAAUUUGACCCCGAUCCAACUCGAGGAGUUCGAAAGUGUGUUCCGUCACUUUGACCGUGAUGUCACCAACAGCCUCCAGGAACUGGAAUUUAGUGCUGCUCUUGCCUCACUUGGCCUUGUCUUCAGUGAAGAUGAAAUGCAUGAGUAUUUCAUCGAAACGUCGAAUGGCAAGGACUAUGUGACCUUUGAGCAGUUCAUUCGUUUUAUGGUCGAUGUUACCGAGGACCAGAACACUGCUGAGCAGGUCUUCCAGAGUUUCCGCGAGGUAGCCGAUGGCAAGCCGUACGUUACGGAGAUGGAUCUGCGCCACAGUCUUGUUCCGGACGAUGUCAUUGACAAGCUUACGAAAUUUGUACCUCUUCACAAGGGCCCUGACUUGCAAGAGGAUAGAGGCAUGCCACAGUAUGACUACAUCAGCUUCAUGGAUGGCUUGAUCAGCGAUCCAAACGAAGGCCCCGAGGAGAGUGGUGCUCUUGCAGAUCUUCCAAACGGAAGAAGUCCGCAGAGAGCCAGUGCGGCAGGAAGCAAGACGAACGGAAUUCAUUGAGCGUAAGUAUACAUGCAUAGGAUUGGGAGUUUUUUGAUUUGGCAGUGAAGGCAAAGGUCGGUGCAUGGUUCGAGGAAAAUGUACAGUAGCGAGAUGGAGCUCGUAUGGUGUUUUCCUUGGAUGGGUUAUUAUGGAAUUAGCAUGCAAUCAAGGCGAAGGUGGGUGACGAACAUGGAUUAUUUACAGUUUGUUCCUUCAGAGGCUGAUGGUAGAUAAGAGUCGCGAUGGAUUGGAGGAUGAUACCAUUACUAUAGAAUAGUACAAACG